AUGCAGUCCAUCGUAGCAGCCGCCCUAGUCCUCGUCACCGCUCCUCUCGUUGUUGGCCACGGUCAGGUGAACCGGGUGACUGCAGGCAGCAACUCGAAUAAAGGCCCAAACCAAUACUGGUCGGGAGACGCUGCGAACGGCAAGACGGUUACGCGUCUGAUGUACAAGUCGUCUGCCCCCGCCUACGUUCUUUUCGGUGAUUUUGACAAGAACUCGAAGAUGUCGUGCGAAGCAUCAAGCAAGGCGCCAGCUCCCAAGACGCUCAAAGUGUCGGCUGGUGAAAGCAUAACGGUCUACUGGGAAGGCGCUACCCCAGAACUUAAAGGCAAGGGAGGAACAGGCGGUCUGACAGCCUACAACCCUUGGGUUCACGCUAUGGGCUUCGUCUUCGACUACAUCACGUCCUGCAAAGGCGACUGCACCUCCUUCGACGCCACGAAUGCAGGGUGGACGAAAAUCGCUCAUGCGGGACUCGAUAUGAGCCAGACCAUUUCGAGCUCGUUACGGCAGACGAUGAAGGGGAAGCCCGAAGCUUACUUCCCCAAGAGUGGCCCUGGCCUGUGGGGAAUGGCCAAGCUGGUGCAAGAUGGUUCCAAAUGGACAAUCCGGGUUCCUCCUUCGCUCAAGAAUGGCCAGUACAUGAUCAGACACGAACUUGCCGCAGUUCACAAUCCUAAGACCAGCAACCCCACUUCUGGCCCUCAACUCUAUAUUGCGUGCAUCCAACUAGAAGUCGUCAACGGUGGACAGACUUCGCUUCCAGAAGGCACUCAAGCCGGAAAAUUGUACCUCACCAAUGGAGCCUUUGCCAACACUGAUGUCUACAACGGUGCAUUCAACCCGAAUAACGUGAAGAUUCCGGGGCCUGCCGUCUGGGACGGCGCCACGGCUGGUAAACGCGAUACGAUUCCAAUCAGCAACUCGACCCUAGAGGUUGAAGAACGAAACGCCAUUACGAAACGGGACGCUGCUGCGCGGCGCGCACAUAUGGCGGCUCGGUCCCACUAG
This is a messenger RNA of Mycena indigotica, 1008 nucleotides long. RefSeq lists its product as uncharacterized. The coding region runs from base 1 to 1008 and encodes 335 amino acids. The transcript has 9 exons. Lineage: Eukaryota; Fungi; Basidiomycota; Agaricomycetes; Agaricales; Mycenaceae. The record is from RefSeq and is a predicted model, not a curated record.